AUGUUCGCUUCGGCGUUCAGGAACAAGAAAGCGUCAUUUCAUAGCUCUCUAGCUCUGCAAGCAGCCAUGGCGCCGGCAGAACUGGAGACCUAUGCCUCCUUGGCAGACAUCAGCCAGUUGAUGUCCCUGAUCAUCAAUGCCUUCUACACGAACAAAGAGAUCUUCCUCCGAGAGCUGAUCUCGAAUGCCUCUGAUGCCCUGGACAAAAUCCAGUUUCAGGCCUCCAAGGACCCGUCCAAGCUGGAUACGGAGCCGAACUUGUACAUCAAGGUGACACCCGACAAGGAUGCUGGGACGGUCACCGUUGAGGAUACAGGUAUUGGCAUGACGCGGGAGGAGAUGAUCCUGCAUCUUGGCACGAUCGCCAAGUCCGGAACCAAGGCCUUCAUGGAGGCCGUGUCCUCCGGUGCUGACAUGUCUAUGAUUGGCCAGUUCGGUGUGGGCUUCUACAGUUCCUACCUAGUUUCGGAGAAAGUGCGGGUUGUCUCCAAGAGCAACGACGAUGAGCAGUAUGUCUGGGAGUCAACUGCCGGAGGCACCUUCCUGAUCUGGAAGGAUACCAAGUUUGAGCACGGCGUGCUGAAGCGCGGCACGAAAGUGAUCUGCUACUUGAAAGAGGAUCAGGCGGAAUUCCUCGAGUCCGACCGGCUCAAGGAGCUCAUCAUGAAGCACUCCGCCUUCGUAGGCUUCCCCAUCGACCUGCGCAUGGAGCAUCGCCAGGAGGAAGACAUCGAAGUAGAGGAGGAGGGUGUGGAAGCCCCGGAGAAGCGACGCAAGGUGACAGUGAGCUACUCAUGGGAGCUAAUCAACAAGAACAAGCCUUUGUGGCUUCGGCCAGCAUCGGAAGUCUCGCACGAGGAGUAUGCUGAGCUAUACAAAUUCCUCUCUGGCGACUGGGAGGAUCAUCUUGCCGUGAAGCAUGUCAUGCAGAGCGGCCAGGUGGAUUUCAAAGCCCUUCUGUACUGUCCGACCACAGCGCCGAAGGACAUGUUCGACAUGGGCAAGAUGUCGCAGCGGUUUAGCAUCCGGCUCUACGUCCGCAGGGUGUUCAUCAAAGAGUUCAACGACCUCAUCCCCAAGUGGAUGGGUUUUGUGAAGGGCAUCGUUGACAGCGAUGACAUGCCACUGAACAUCAGCAGAGAGAUGCUGCAGCAGAAUGCGAUUCUGAAGCACAUCAAGACCGGCUUGCAGAAGAAUAUCUUCAGCAUGUUCGAGGAGCUCUCUGCUGACAAAGCUCGCUUUAAGGCAUUCCACGAAGCUUUCUCACAGUGCCUCAAGCUCGGGGUCUAUGAGGACGACCAUGCCAACAGGGAGCAGAUUGUGCCCCUGCUGAGAUAUCACUCUUCAAAGUCUGGAGAGGAGAUGGUGGGCUUUGAUGAAUACAUCGCACGGAUGAAGCCAGGCCAGCGACACAUCCUUUACAUCACCGGCAGAACAAAGCGGGAUGCCGCGCGCUCGCCCUACAUCGAGGGCCUGAAGCGCGAUGGCUACGAAGUGAUUUACAUGACGGACCCCGUCGACGAGUAUGCUGUCCAAUUCCUCAAGGAAUACCGUGGCUACGAGGUGCUCAGCUGCAUGAGCAUGGACGCAGCGCGGCUCCUUGACCAUCGGUCGGAAGCAGACCUCAAGGCUGAGCUGGAGCCGCUUCGGAAGCGGCUUCAGGAGCUCCUCGCGGAGGGGGGUCCCAGUUCCGUCACGCUGGCGUCCCUCAAUCCCGAGUGCUGCGCGCAGCUGGCCAGCUCGGGGACAGUGCUGGAGCUGAACUUCAAGCACAGCUUCGUGAAGGAGCAAGUCGCAGAGAGCUUGUCAAGCGCAUGCCCAUCAACCACUCUGCCGCACAGUAGGCUCUUGCAGGACAUGGCUGCUUUGGAGGGAACAGAUGCAGAUGAUCCCGCACGUGCCGACACCUGCGAAAAGUGCCAGGACCUAAUCCAGGCCCUGAACGCUGGCGAGGCUGAUGCUUCAGGAGAGCUGCCCUCGCUUGGUGCAGCAUCUGUGGCCCGAGAG
Molecule: messenger RNA, 2007 nt
Organism: Symbiodinium necroappetens
Lineage: Eukaryota; Dinophyceae; Suessiales; Symbiodiniaceae
Source: the annotation of a GenBank genome assembly